Messenger RNA from Acytostelium subglobosum LB1, 648 nucleotides. RefSeq lists its product as hypothetical. NCBI's taxonomy places the organism in Eukaryota, Evosea, Eumycetozoa, Acytosteliales, Acytosteliaceae. Bases 1 to 648 code for a protein of 215 amino acids. The transcript has a single exon. The record is from RefSeq and is a predicted model, not a curated record.
AUGCUACAGUACAACGCAACACAAUACUUCAUCACAGAGUAUGAUCGAGUUGCAUCGACAUACCCUCCCAACAACACAUUGCUCACACAAUCAAUCAAAUACAACAAUCAACGAGUGUUUGAUCAUCUACUGAGCAACACAAACAUGUCGAUACCGAUGAAGUACGGUGGGAAGGACAUAUACACUGACGUGAUCACAGCUGUUGUCACGAGUGGCAACAUGUACAUGCUUCAGACCUUCUUCGACAUGACAGGCCAUGGCAUCAUCAGAAGUCUCAAGCGCGACCAACUGAUGCUCGCCAUCAAUCACAACGAACACUUUGUUCGACUGUUGCUUCAACAUACAACCGUUCAUGUACCUGUAACCUACUCGAUCAAUAUCAGUCUGUCUCGGCGUGCUGUCUGUAUCGACAUGCUUCGUCUACUCAACGAAGAGUUUGCCGCCUAUCGACUGCUGGCGGACUCAACAUGGAUGAAGCUAGCACAUACGUCAUUAUCCUGGGAGAUGGCAGAGUCUGUCGAGUACCUCUUGGAUCACAUCCCAGCAAGCCUUACAUCACGCGGAUGGAGAUACUAUAUUCGAGAUAGUUACAUCAAUGGAAAUGUCGACACACUCAAGGUUAUCUUCUACAUCCCAAUGUUAUUGUAG